Mesorhabditis belari is the source of this 2046-nucleotide messenger RNA. The record is from the annotation of a GenBank genome assembly. Lineage: Eukaryota; Metazoa; Nematoda; Chromadorea; Rhabditida; Rhabditidae.
AUGGCUGAUACGAGUGAUAAAAAUCCGAAAGCGGAACCGAACGAAAACAAUGCAAAUGUUACGCAAAAAACAACAUUUUGCUGGGAAACGUACAUCGCGGAGUUCAACUUCACGAAAGCCCCACAGAUAUGUUUCAACCAAUCGCCCACUCCACCCAAAAAUGAAUUCGAGAAGGGUCGAUUGUUAGUGGUUCCGGAUUUAAAAGGCGGUGACAUGCCGUGUUUGGGGAGUAUCCAAGCCGUGCAUGGGCCAUGGAUAAAUAUCCGACUUGAGGGCACAGAUCAUUCAGACGAUCGAUGGGUGAUGUGCGACGAUUCGGGGAUUCAAGCGAUUAGCGGCGAUAUCGGCCUGAAUCCCCCAGUCGGCUAUCUGCACAGCCUUCGCGGGUUUCAUCAAUGGAAAGAUAAACAAAUCAACACAUUGGAUGAGAAUGGAGAGGGGAAAUUGGCGAAAUCGGAAUGGUUUCAUUCGAUCAAUCGAAAAUAUCAUCCAUCCAAGUGCUAUUUCCAAGUCGGCCAGAAAUUGGAGGCGAUUGAUCAGAAAAAUUUCUCCGGUGUUCCUCACGUGGCCACCGUCGUGAAAGUGAAAGAUGGAAUGUUGACAAUUCACUUUGAUGGAUGGUCAUCAAGUUAUGAUAUUGAAGAGCAUUACACAUCAAGAGCUUUGUAUCCAGUUGGAUGGAGUGCACUUGCCGGAUUGGAAGUCGCUGCACCGUCGAUGCAGAUUUUAAGAAAUCACGCAAUUAAUCCACAAAUCGCUCAAGCUCCAGUGAGAGGAGCGGGAAAAUUCUCCACACAAAGCAAUCGUUUAUUUCAAUCAUCCAUUUCAACUCAACCCUCAAAAAUCCCUCCAAUUCCUGUUGCUGUCAAAAAGCCGCCGCCAGUUCCAAUUCAACGACUUUCCGAUGUUGGAGCGAAUCCAACGAAUCGACCAAUGUUGUCAAAAGGGAAACCAUUGCCUCCAAAACCCGUCACUGUUCCAAAACCAGCAAUCGUCAAGAAGCGAACGAUAGAAAUGGAAUAUUCCGAUAUCCCUUUGAAGAGGAUCUCAACUGUCGAACCGACUGCGAGAGGAUCAUCGGAAGCUUCUUCCUCAGCGAACAUUUCAUCGGCUUCAGUGGCUGGAAGUCCAGCAGUGAACGGAUCAACAAGUCCUCGACCGCCAAUCGGUACAACUACACCCGUUUCUGCUGGGAAAGAACCCCUCGGACAGGUUGGACAGCAAGGCGUCCCCACCGAUGUGAUGUUGAGUUGCGGUGACUCGGUGCCGAUGAGUCAACGAAGCAUGACAGUGUUUGUGAAUCGUCAUUGUCGAUCGGGGAACCUAUUAAGCACACAGAAGAUCCAGGAAUUACCGCGAGUGAUCGGACCACUUUCAAUUCAUCACGUAGUCAGAGAAGUAGUGCAACAGUUGAUAAAUUGUGGAAGCGAGCACGUGCAAAUCUAUCGAAAAGUCGAGGCUGGACCCGUGAAAAUCCUUGCUGUAACAGCUCAAGUUUCUGGUUUCACAAAUGUUCGCUAUAUUCCAAUCGUGAAAAACGUGACCGCUGCCUGGAGUUAUAUAAAGAAACUCUUGCAAAAGAUUGGUUGUUGCCCUAAUUUAAUCGCUGAUUCGCCCACACCUUGUCACCAAUGUCCGAUCAGUCCUGAUGAUGUCGAUGAUGGAAUUGUGACAACGAGUGCUGCGUCGAGUAGUCGCCAUCGAAGCAACAUGGACACACUUUCCGAUGCAAGUGCUGAAACCUCUGGUUCUGGGAUCUCUUCUCAACCAUUCGCUCAAUGGACAAUGGAAAGAGUUGAAGAGGAAUUAAGCAAGAAAUUCGAGCCGGCUGUUGUAGAAAAAUUCAAGAAUAGUCAAAUUGAUGGCCGAGCGUUGGCAUUAUUGCAAACAGAAAGUAUCAUCAAACACAUGGGAAUCCCGCUUGGACCUGCGUUGAGGAUAAUCGAUUUCAUCGAGACACUUCGCGGUCAAAAACCCACGAGCACCAUCAAAACCGAGUUGAAUGCCGAGAUGAAAACGGAAGAAUUUUCAAAUUCUUUUGGAAAU